This is a messenger RNA of Morus notabilis, 2740 nucleotides long. Its product is annotated as DNA replication licensing factor MCM4. Gene Ontology annotation, cellular component: MCM complex; nucleus. Lineage: Eukaryota; Viridiplantae; Streptophyta; Magnoliopsida; Rosales; Moraceae. Gene Ontology annotation, biological process: DNA strand elongation involved in DNA replication; double-strand break repair via break-induced replication; mitotic DNA replication initiation. Gene Ontology annotation, molecular function: single-stranded DNA helicase activity; single-stranded DNA binding; ATP hydrolysis activity. The transcript is spliced from 18 exons. The coding region runs from base 29 to 2575 and encodes 848 amino acids. The record is from RefSeq and is a predicted model, not a curated record.
CCAAGGCCCCAAUUCUCUCUCUCUAGCCAUGGCUUCCGAUUCUUCUCAGGGAAACUUCAACAAUGGUCCUUCCUCUCCCGAUGACUCGUUCUCUAGCCCAAUCGGAAACACCUUCUCGUCUCCGGGAGACGCUUCUCGCCGGAGAAGGAGGCGCCGAUCCACUACUCCGUCGUCGUUCGCCACCCCUCCGCCGCCGCCGUCCUCCCGUUUCAGCAACGCCUCCUCGGAAGGAACUCCGACACCAUCGCGUACUCGCCGGAAUUCCGCAUCCGGCAGGCGAAGAGCUCCCUCGUCGACGCCGAUGCACAGUGCCGCCACUCCGACGUCCACCGACGACGCUCCGCCUUCCUCCGAAGGCGGCGAGGGUUUCGACAUGGACGAGGACCGCCCUACGUUCGUCUGGGGCACCAACAUUAGCGUCAACGACGUUAAGUCUGCGAUUGUUAGGUUUUUGAAGAAUUUUCGCGAUCAACCGUCGCAGACUUCGGACGGGGAGUUUCACUUGGAAGGAAAGUAUAUUGAUGCGAUCAAGAGAGUCCUUGAAAUCGAGGGAGAUUCUCUCGAUGUCAAUGCCCACGACGUGUUUGAUUACGAUUCCGAUUUGUACGCGAAGAUGGUUCGGUAUCCGCUUGAGGUCCUUGCGAUUUUCGACAUUGUUUUGAUGGAAAUGGUGCCUCUUCUUGAACCUCUAUUUGAAAAGCACAUCCAGACUCGGAUCUACAAUCUCAAAACUUCGACAUCAAUGAGAAAUCUAAACCCUUCCGAUAUUGAGAGAAUGGUGUCUUUGAAGGGUAUGAUUAUCCGUUGUAGUUCGAUAAUACCUGAAAUUAGAGAAGCAAUAUUCAGAUGCCUUGUGUGUGGUUACUACUCUGAGCCUGUAGCUGUAGAGAAAGGACGAAUAACUGAACCCACAAUAUGCUUGAAAGAAGAAUGUCAAGCCAGGAACUCCAUGACACUGGUUCACAACCGAUGCAGGUUUACUGAUAAGCAGAUUGUGAGGCUCCAGGAGACUCCUGAUGAGAUCCCUGAAGGAGGAACGCCGCAUACAGUAAGCUUGUUGAUGCAUGACAAACUGGUUGAUGCUGGAAAACCAGGAGACAGAAUUGAGGUUACUGGGAUUUACAGGGCUAUGAGCGUCAGAAUUGGACCAACACAGAGAACUGUAAAAUCAUUAUUCAAGACAUACAUUGAUUGUCUUCUUAUAAAGAAGGCCGACAAGUCAAGAAUGCUUGUGGAGGAUCAACUGGAAGUUGAUAAUUCCAUAGGUGGAAGCUCGGAGGAUCUUCUUUUUGAUGAGAAAAGGGUUGAAGAAUUGAAAGAGCUGUCAAAACAGCCAGAUAUAUACGACAGAUUAACGAGGUCUUUGGCACCAAACAUUUGGGAGCUGGAUGACGUCAAAAGGGGCCUUCUUUGUCAGCUAUUUGGUGGAAAUGCUUUGAGGUUGCCAUCUGGUGCUAGCUUCCGAGGCGAUAUCAACAUUCUUCUUGUUGGUGAUCCUGGAACCAGUAAGUCGCAGCUUCUCCAGUACAUACACAAGCUAUCUCCUCGUGGCAUAUACACCAGUGGAAGAGGGAGUUCAGCUGUUGGUUUAACUGCUUAUGUUGCCAAAGAUCCUGAAACUGGGGAAACUGUUUUGGAGAGUGGAGCCUUAGUUUUGAGUGACAGAGGCAUCUGCUGCAUUGAUGAAUUUGAUAAAAUGUCAGACAAUGCAAGGAGCAUGUUACAUGAGGUGAUGGAACAACAAACAGUUUCGAUAGCAAAGGCAGGAAUCAUUGCUUCUCUUAAUGCUAGGACUUCGGUAUUAGCUUGUGCGAAUCCAAGUGGUUCGCGGUAUAAUCCUCGCUUGUCUGUGAUUGACAACAUUCAUCUUCCUCCUACGUUGUUGUCGAGGUUUGAUCUGAUCUACUUAAUUCUUGACAAGGCUGAUGAGCAUACCGACAGGCGUCUUGCCAAGCAUAUUGUUGCGUUGCAUUUUGAGAAUCUUGAGAGCAUAGAGCAGGAUGUCUUGGACCUUCCAACAUUGAUAGCUUAUGUAAGCUAUGCCAGAAAGCAUAUUCAUCCGCAAUUAUCUGAUGAAGCUGCUGAAGAGUUAACUCGAGGGUAUGUUGAAUUGAGGAGGAGAGGGAAUUUCCCAGGCAGUAGCAAAAAGGUUAUAACAGCAACACCCAGACAGAUUGAAAGUUUGAUACGUCUUAGUGAAGCCUUGGCUCGGAUUCGUUUUUCAGAAGUGGUCGAGAAGUCUGAUGUAAUUGAGGCAUUUCGGCUUCUGGAAGUUGCAAUGCAACAGUCAGCAACAGAUCACUCCACCGGGACAAUCGACAUGGAUCUCAUCACGACCGGAAUUUCGGCCAGUGAAAGGAUGAGGCGGGAGAGUCUGUUAUCAGCAACUCGCAACAUGAUCAUGGAAAAAAUGCAGCUAGGAGGACCCUCAAUGCGCUUGUUGGAGUUAUUGGAGGAGUUGAAGAAGCAGAGCUCUGGCACUGAAUUUCACCUCAAUGAUCUGAGAAAUGCAGUUACCACACUUGCAACUGAGGGAUUGGUAUCUCUUCAUGGUGACUGUGUAAAAAGAAUAUAAAAUGGGAAGAGAAUCAAAUGAAGGAAAGAAUUGAUGAACUGGGCCCAAUUAAGUUAUUUGAGCAGGAAAUAUGCUCUCUGAAAACACGUUAAGGCCUGCUAUGCGGACUUUGCAGUAAAUAUAUAUGGGUGGUAUUUUUUAACCUAUUUAACUUUUUUUAUUUUA